Molecule: messenger RNA, 1039 nt
Organism: Fusarium redolens
Lineage: Eukaryota; Fungi; Ascomycota; Sordariomycetes; Hypocreales; Nectriaceae
Exons: 1
Coding region: 115-693 (192 amino acids)
Source: RefSeq, a predicted model, not a curated record
GCCGCACAGAAUUUGACAUAUGUGGACUAGACUGCAUAAGCAUUUUCAAACCGCAUUCAUUCCAAACUUGACUUGUUACUAUUACUAUUAGAUCACAGAACGGAAACACCCUCCAUGGCCCUAAGAUUGACUACACUGCUGGUCCUCGCGACUCAAUCUCUAUCUCAAACUGUUAACAUCUUUCAUGAAAUUCCCAGCGACGUCCAUCAAUGCAUCCGGCCAUGCCUCUUCCGCCCCAACAACGCAAACGCUGAUCUCGGCAGCGCUCUAAACUGCGGCGCACCAUACCAAGAAAAAUGCUACUGCGUAACCGAUAACAAUAAAGCGAAAGCGGUUAGCAAACAUCUUGACAGCUGCGCACAAGCGAGUUGCUCAAAUGGACUAGAGUCGCAAGAUGCAGAGACGAUGAGACACUAUUACGCUUCUUACUGUAUGGAGAAUGGAUACUCGGCGGAUGCAAUGGAGGAAUGGUACACGGGUACCGAGGCUCAUGUUACGGGAACAAGUACUGUAAGAGAUAUGUGGGGAUGGGGUGCAGGGACAAAGACGAGAGCGCAGGUUUUCCCCGACGCGACACUUCCGUCGGGAGGCAACGGAAACGAUGACGAGGAUAAUGGCGGUGCAUGUUCAACGAGAUUCAAGUUGCUCUCCGUGGGGUUUCCACUACUUGUGGCUCUCUUUCAGUGGACUUGAGGUUUAGUAAUUUCCCCUUUUCUGGUGAAAGCACACUCCACAGCUGAGAUAUGUGCUCCGAGUAUUAGUCUAUAAGACUAAAUUUACUUCAUGCGUUCACUCUAUGCAGGCCAGGUACUAUUUAAAAAGUAGACGGGGCAACAAAAGCCGAGGUGGGGAAAGGCGGAUGGAUGCUUGGAACGAGAUAUAAACGAGGUGACAUAGCUAGUAAACGAGGCACUGGCCAAAAUCAAGAUUUAGCUUCACGACCAAAAUGCGGUUAGAGAGGACAGUAUACGAGAAAGACACCCAAUAGUAUGUGUAGUAGAACAAUUAUAAGAUUAAACAUAAAGGGAAUAAAUCACAA